This is a messenger RNA of Tribolium madens (black flour beetle), 2001 nucleotides long. Its product is annotated as mitochondrial-processing peptidase subunit alpha. Gene Ontology annotation, molecular function: metal ion binding; metalloendopeptidase activity. The record is from RefSeq and is a predicted model, not a curated record. Lineage: Eukaryota; Metazoa; Arthropoda; Insecta; Coleoptera; Tenebrionidae. Bases 94 to 1683 code for a protein of 529 amino acids. The transcript is spliced from 8 exons. Gene Ontology annotation, cellular component: mitochondrion.
AUAAAAUUUAAUCUGUCAACUGUCAAAUUGCAGUCUCAUGUCAAAAUCAUCUAAAAUUUAAGCAUUUGUAAUUCACCCUCAACCUUCAGAGUUAUGGCUUUAUAUAAACAGUUUCAGAGAUACAUUUUACACACCAAAAACCCGUUAUGGAGUCCCCAAAGCCCCUUUCCGAAGACUUUUGCGAACAAAUCGGGCAAGAAGGUAACAAAUUUGCCCCCAAUGGACAAACCUGUGGAAAAUCUCCCGACCCCCAUUUACGCUUCGUUGCAAAAAGAGCACCAGAAUACACAAGUGACGACGUUAUCAAAUGGGCUCAGGGUGGCUUCAGAGAACCGAUUUGGGGAGUUUUGCACAGUGGGGGUUAUCAUUGACUCAGGUUCAAGGUAUGAAGUGGCGUACCCGAGCGGAAUAUCACAUUUUCUAGAAAAGCUAGCCUUUAAUUCAACUUUGUAUUAUCCUGACAAGGACGAAAUGUUCAACAAACUCGAGAAACACGGCGGGAUUUGCGACAGUCAAGCGUCACGUGACACGAUGAUAUACGCCGCAUCGGCGUACACAAAGGGCUUAAAUGACGUCAUUCAACUCCUAGCCGAGGCAGCCUUAAGGCCGCAGAUCACUCCCGAUGAAGUAGAUGACGCUCGACAAGCAAUUAAUUUUGAACUGGAAACGUUGAAUAUGAGACCAGAGCAGGAAACACUGCUUAUGGAUAUGAUACAUGCGGCCGCCUACAGAGACAAUACUUUGGGUCUUCCUAAACUGUGCCCCAAGAAAAACAUUAAUAAAAUCGACAGGGAACUACUUUUCACCUAUUUAAGUCAGCAUUACACCCCUGAGAGAAUGGUAGUGGCGGGAGUUGGGGUGGACCAUAAUAAAUUGUGUGAAGCUGUACAGAAACAUUUUGUUGAUAAAAAACCCAUAUGGGAGUCUGAUAGGACGUUAUUUACGCCGCAUAAAAAUCUAGGGGUUGAUGAUAGUAUAGCGCAAUAUACGGGAGGAAUAGUUCAGGAAGAAUGCGAUAUUCCCCAAUUCGCGUCGGCCGGCUUGCCCGUCCUCUCUCACAUAAUGGUCGGUCUCGAGGGCUGCUCGCACCAAGACCCCGACUUCAUCGCCAUCUGCGUCCUUAACAUGAUGCUAGGGGGCGGUGGGUCGUUCAGCGCCGGUGGUCCCGGCAAAGGCAUGUACACCCGCCUCUACACCAACGUAUUAAACAGGUACCACUGGAUGUACAGCGCCACCGCUUACAACCACGCGUAUGCCGACAGCGGCCUUUUAUGCAUCCAUGCGAGUGCACCACCAAACCACGUCAAAGAAAUGGUCGAAGUUAUCGUCAAAGAGAUGGUCAACAUGGCGGGGUCGGUCAACGGACAAGAAUUGAGGAGAGCAAAGACGCAACUGCAGUCCAUGCUGUUGAUGAAUUUGGAGUCCCGACCGGUGAUAUUCGAGGAUAUUGGGCGGCAGGUGUUGGCGACGGGACAUAGGAAACGGCCGCAACAUUUCAUUACUGAGAUAGAAAAAAUCACUCGGGAUGAUAUUGUGUCUGUUGCUAAAAGACUGUUAAGUUCACAACCUUCCGUUGCUGCUCGAGGAGACCUACGCCGAAUGCCCGCCCUGGAAUUCAUCCAAGCUGGUCUCGUCAGUGACGGUAAAAUACCAAGUGGACGAAAAUUAUCAUUAUUUCGUUAAGUACUUUCAUAAAUUGUCUCGUGUAAAUAUUUUUCGUUAAUUAAGAUGGUUAAAACAAUAGACUGUUUUAUUUUAAUUGUUUUAUUUAAAAAUAACUCAUGUUUAGUGUAGCCUAAAUGCAACAAAACAAACACACAAAUGUUUUACGAUUGCUUGUUAUUUACAAAAUUGUACGUAUAUUGUAUAAGACAAACUUUUUAAAUUAUAUAUUUAGUCAUCAGUUAAAAACUUCUUUUGACAAACUCUGCGACACUCGAAAAUGUCAAAAUUUCAUCUUUUAUUUUCUUCAAUUUUGUAAUAUAUUCGUGAUGGACCUUA